AUGCUGGCAGAUGGUACCAUUAGUAGAACUGAUAAUGAGUUUAUUAAUAAAGAUGUUUUAAGAUACGUUAAAAUAAUUGAAGAUGGUAUUGCAAAUUCAUUGAUUUAUUUCCAACAUGAAAACGCUUAUGAGUUUCAAGAUGGCCGAUGUGAUUAUGAUGAUUGUCCACCUAUAAACUAUGGAUAUUUUGAUUUUAUAAUUGUCGGUAGCGGUGCGUCUGGUUCUGUGAUUGCAAAUCGUUUAACUGAAGUUGAACAUUUUAACGUGUUGCUAUUGGAUGCUGGCCAUUUUGAAGAUGAGUUUAUUAAAAUUCCUGGGUUAAUGUCCUACUCCGCUGGUACGGACUAUAACUGGGGGAUCAAGAGUGUCCCACAGAGAAAUGCUUGUUUAGCAAUGGAAGAAAACAGAUGUCAAUUGUUUCGUGGCCGUGGUAUUGGUGGCUCUACAAUUGUUUCACCAUUGAUUUACGCACGUCCAUUGCCUUCUGACUUUGCAAAAUGGAAUGCAUUAGCUUCUGGUUGGUCAUAUCAAGAUGUCCUACCAUAUUUUAUAAAAGCAGAGAAUUUUUCUAAUAGUGCAUCAAUAUUAUCAAAAAACAUUGGACGCGAUGGUCCUCUAUGGGUUGAGGUACCCAAUUACACUACACCUCAUAUUGACGCGUUUUUAAAAUCUAAUCUUGAGUUAGGAUUUCCGGAAAUUAACAUUAACAACCUAACGGAUAUUACUGAUACAAAUAUUCAAGGUGUUUCUAGAGUUCAGAUAAACACACAAAAUGGCCGACGAUUAUCCGUGGGCAGUGCUUAUAUCACUCCAAUAAUACACAGAAAGAAUUUAAACAUUAGUGUUGACAAUUACGCAACAAAAGUUAUAUUUUCUCAUGGUAAAAGUAAUAAGAAACAUGCAGUUGGGGUUGAGUUUUUCAAAAAUAAUCAAAAACAUAUUGCAAUGGCUAGAAAAGAGGUAAUUUUAUCAAGUGGCACUAUUUCUACUCCACAACUUCUAAUUCAAAGUGGUAUAGGACCCAAAAACGAUUUAAUUAAAUUAGAAAUUGAUCAGAUAGUAGAUUCACCACAUGUUGGUAAGAAUUACCAAACCCACGUCGCCAUUUUUGGAUUAUCCAUCGAAACAAACACCAGUGUUAAUAUUUUAUCAUUGGAAGAUAAUGUGAAGUUGUAUUUAGGGGGAAAAGGUGUUUUGACAAUGGGAGGAAACAGAGGUGCAAUUGGAAACUAUACAAUUCCUAACAAGCAACAUAAAACAACAUUAAUUAACACUCAACACAAUAAUUAUGAUCUGGAAUUUAUCUUUUUGACACCCAAUCGUACUGCUGGUUUCUACCAAUCCGGAUAUUCAUUCAAACCAGAAGAAUUCAAAGCCUUAACGAAUAAUCUCACAAAUCAAAACACAUUUUCCAUAUUUAUAUCACCAAGAUAUCCAAAAUCUAUUGGUGGUGUAAGAGUAACCUCAAAAAACAAAUUUGACUUUCCCUCAGUAAAUCCAAAUCUUCUUUCUGAUGAAAACAACUUCGACAUUGAAGCUAUUUACCAAGGUAUUCUCCUUCUUAAAAAAAUGUUGAACACAAAAGCAAUGCGUCAUUUAAACGCUAAAUUUAAACGUAUUAUAUUACCUGAUUGUAAAUUUAAAUUAUUUUCGAAAGAAUAUUGGUAUUGCUUCAUAAGACAAACCAGUAAUGAAUUAUUUCAUCCAGUUGGCACAAACAAAAUGGCAUCAGGAUCAAAUCCUCAAAAUGGUGUAGUGGAUGAACAAUUUAAAGUGAAUGGCGUGCAUGGAUUACGAGUGGCGGAUGCUAGUAUUAUUCCUUUUAGUAUGACAGGACAUUCUGCAGCAACUUGUGUUAUGAUUGGUGAACGCUGUGCUGAUUUUAUUAAAAAUGAUUAUUAUUAA
Dalotia coriaria is the source of this 1905-nucleotide messenger RNA. Its product is annotated as glucose dehydrogenase [FAD, quinone]-like. The transcript is spliced from 4 exons. The coding region runs from base 1 to 1905 and encodes 634 amino acids. The record is from RefSeq and is a predicted model, not a curated record. Gene Ontology annotation, molecular function: flavin adenine dinucleotide binding; oxidoreductase activity, acting on CH-OH group of donors. Lineage: Eukaryota; Metazoa; Arthropoda; Insecta; Coleoptera; Staphylinidae.